CACCCUGUAAGCUAUUCCAGUCUCCAUCCUACUUGUUCCUCUGGUGAACUAGGUUAAAUUUAUCAAAAAAAUGCCUAAACUCCUAAAAAGUAUCGUCACUGUCAUUGAUCUUUUCUACCAAUAUGCCACCCGGGAUGGGGAGUGUGACAUGUUGAACAAGGCAGAACUGAAAGAACUUUUGGAAAAUGAGUUUCAUCAAAUUCUGAAGAAUCCAGAUGAUCCAGACACUGUAGAUAUCAUCAUGCAAAAUCUGGAUCAAGACCGUGACAAGAAAGUGGACUUUACUGAGUAUCUUCUGAUGAUAUUUAAACUGGCUCAGGCUUGUAAUAAAAUCAUCAGCAAAGAUUACUGCGAAGCUUCAGGGUCAAAACAGAGAGACCACAAUCACCAGCACCAAGAGGAAAAAAGUGAAACAAAAGAGGAGGACAAAAGGCAAGGUCAUUCAAGGUCAAGUACAGGAGAGAAUGAUUCCAGGGUCUCCAGAAGAAGCAAUAAACACAGACCUGGGUCCAGCUCCAGAAGAAUGGACCAUCAAGGAGGCUUGUCAAGUUCAGAGCACAGGCAAAGCUCUGGGGAAAGAAGAAGAGAGUCAAGUUCAGGCCAUUUCAAAGAGAGUAAGAAAAACAGGCAUGGCUUUUAUAAACAAGAGAGGUCUGAGAGUCAUUCUUCUGGUCAGAGGCAACAUAGAACCAAUAAAAGUGGUCAAUCUGGACUUAGUAGACAACGAAAAUGGUCUACAAGCAAUGAGGGAUGUGGGUCUGAAUCAGGCCAGUCCAUAAGCAAAGGCAAAAAUCAAUCAAGCUCCUAUGAGUCCUCUACUCAGAGAAAACAUAGCAGCAGCUCUACUCAUCAGUCAGGAGGUUAUGGAAGACAAAAUCAUGGCUCUGUGUCAGGCCAGUCCUCUAAUUAUGGAAAAUAUGGACCUGGUUUUAAUCAGUCUUCUAGUCAGAAAUACCAUGAAUCUAGCUCAGGAUCCAGUUUAGGUGAAUCAUCAAGCUGUGGACAACAUGAAUUUGGAUCAGGUCAGUCCUCUGGCUAUGAACAACAUAGAUCUGGCUCAGGUCAAUCUUCUGGCUUUGGGCAACAUGGAUCUGGUUUAGGUCAAUCUUCUAGUUAUAGACAAAACAGUUCUACUUCAGGAUGUUCAUCAAGCUGUGGACACUAUGGAUCUGGCUUAAGUCAAUCUUCUAGCCAUAGCCAACACUGGUCCAGCUCAGGAGAGUCGUCUCAUUAUGGACAACAUAGUUCUGGCUCAAGUCAAUCUUCUGGCCACAGCCAACAUGGGUCUGGCUCAAGAGAAUCUUCUAGCAAUGGACAACAUAGGUCUGGCUCAAGUCCAUCUUUUAGCCCCAGCCGACAUGGAUCGGGAACAGGCCAGUCCUCUGGCUUUGGACAACAUGGGUCAGGAUCAGGUCAGUCUUCUAGCCAUAGCCAACACAGGUCUGGAUCAGGCCAGUCUUCUGGCUAUGGACAACAUAGAUCUGGCUUAGGUCAGUCCUCUACAUAUGGUCAUCAAGGAUCUGGAUCAGGUCAGUCUUCUGGCUUUGGGCAACAUGAGUCUAGCUCAGGAGAGUCUUCUGGCACUGAGCAUAGAUCUGGCUUAGGUCAAUCACCCAGCUCUGGACAGCAUAAAUCUGGAUAUGGUCAAUCAUCUAGCUAUGGACAACAUGGUUCUACUUUUGGGCAGUCAUCAAGCUGUGGUCAACAUGGAUCUGGAUCAGGACAGUCCUCUAGUUAUGGCCAACAUAGGUCUGGCUCAGGCCAGUCUUCUGGCUAUGAUCAACACAGAUCUGGCUCUGGUCAGUCUUCUGAAUAUGGUCAUCAUAGAUCUGGAUCAAGUCAAUCUUCUGGUUUUGGGCAACAUGGGUCUAGCUCAGGUCAUUCUUAUGGCUUUGGGCAACAUGAGUCUAGCUCAGGUCAGUCUUCUGGCUUUGGGCAACAUGAAUCCAGCUCAGGAGAAUCCUCUGGCAAUGAACAGGGAUCUGGCUUAGGUCAGUCAUCAAGCUCUGGACAGCACAAAUCUGGAUAUAAUCAGUCCUCUAACUAUGGACAACAUGGUUCUGCUUUUGGACAGUCAUCAGGCAGUGGUCAACAUGCAUCUGGAUCAGGCCAGUCUUCAGGCUUUGGGCAACACUGGUCUGGAUCAGGUCAGUUUUCUGGCUGUGGGCAACAUGGGUCUGAAUCUGGUCAGUCUUCUGGCUUUGGUCAACAUAGCUCUGCAUCAGGCCAAUCUUCUGGCUAUGGAGAAUAUGGGUCUGGAUCCACUCGGUCUUCUAGUUAUGGCCAACAUGGGUCUGGGUCAGGUCAGUCUUCUGGCUUUGGGCAACAUGGAUCUGGCUCAGGUCAGUCUUUUAGCUAUGGUCACCAUAGGUCUCGAUCAGGACAGUCUGCUGGCCAUGGUCAGUAUGGUUCUGGCUCAAGUCAAUCCUCUAGCUAUGGACAAUAUGGUUCUGCUCCAGGACAGACAUCAAGCUGUGGUCAACAUGUGUCUGGAUCAGGCCAGUCUUCUGGCUAUGGCCAACAUGGGUUUGGAUCAAGUCAGUCUUCUAGUUAUAGCCAUCAUGGGUCUGAAUUAGGCCAGUCUCCUGGCUUUGGGCAACAUGGGUCUGGAUCCAGUCAGUCUUCUAGUUAUGGCCAACAUAGGUCUGGAUCAAGCCAGUCUUCUGGCUUUGGGCAACAUGGUUCUGGAUCCAGCCAGUAUUCUAGUUAUGGCCAAAAUGGGUCUAGAUCAGGUCAGUCUUCUGGCUUUGGGAAACAUGGAUCUGGCUCAGGUCAGUCUUCUAGCUAUGGUCACCAUAGGUCUCAAUCAGGACAGUCUGCUGGCCAUGGUAAGUGUGGUUCUGGCUCAGGUCAGUACUCUAGCUAUGGACAAUAUGGUUCUGCUCCAGGACAGACAUCAAGCUGUGGUCAACAUGCGUCUGGAUCAGGCCAGUCUUCUGGCUUCGGACAACAUGUGUCUGGAUCCAGUCAGUCUUCUAGUUAUGGCCAACGUGGGUCUGGAUCAGGCCAGUCUUCUGGCUUUGGGCAACAUGGGUCUGGAUCCAGCCAGUCUUCUAGUUAUGGCCAACAUGGGUCUGAAUCAGGUCAGUCUUCUGGCUUUGGGCAACAUGGGUCUGGAUCCAGUCAGUCUUCUACCUACAGCCAACAUGGGUCUGGAUCAGGCCAGUCUUCUGGCUUUGGGCAACAUGGGUCUGGAUCCAGUCAAUCUUCUAGUUAUGGCCAACAUGAGUCUGGAUCAGGUCAGUCUUCUGGCUUUGGACAACAUGAGUCUGGAUCCAGUCAGUAUCCUAGCUAUGGCCAGCAUGGGUCUGGAUCAGGUCAGUCUUCAGGCUCUGGACAACAUGGGUCUGGAUCAGGUCAGUCUUCUAGCUAUGGCCAACACAGGUCUGGCUCAAGUAGAUCUUCUAGUCACAGCCGACAUGGGUCUGGCUCAGGUCAGUGUUCCCGUUCUGAACAAUAUGGGUCUGGACCAUGCCAUUCAUCUAGCUCUGAGCAGUGUGGUUCUAGAUUUGGUCAGUGUUCUAGCUCUGAGCAAUAUGGGUAUGGCUCAUGUCACUCAUCUACCUCUGGACAAUGUGGUUCUGGAUCUGGUCAGUAUUCUCACUCUGAACAGUACAGAUCUUGUUCAUGUCACCCAUCUAGCUCUGGGCAAUGUGGCUCUGAAUCUGGUCAGUGUUCUAGCUAUGAGCAACAUGAAAUACAAGGGAGAUGUAGAUCAAGUUCAAGUGAAACUCGUAAUGAAUACAGUAGACCCAAAAUGUGCUCGAUCCCUAAUCAAUCAAGAAGCAAUAGCCAGGAAUGGUCAGAGUGUGGCCAAAAAGAAGGAGGUAAGAGUUAUGGCCUAUCAGGUAGUGGGCCUGAUGGAUAUGAGAGUAUUCAUGGACAAUCAAGAACAUGUAGGCAACAAAGCCAAGGAUGGAGCCAAGGUCCAUCUGACUGUAUCCAUUCAAAUUGUAAUGAAGAACAAAUAAGAAGCAGUUAUAGACAAGAAGUAAGCUCAUCAAGUUGUGGUUCUAGACAAUUUACACCCUCCUAUGGACAUUCUAGAUCCAACACUACCAAUACACUGUUAAUUUGCAAGGAGGGUAAUAGACAAGGUGACUACUGUUGUAAGAGAGGAGGAGAUAAUUGUGCAAGGGGAAGUACCAGCCCAAGUUCCCACAGUUUCUCUAGUAGCACACCACUCUAUAAAUAUAUCCAAGAGCAGAGGUGCCAAUUCUAGGGAUGAAUAAUAAAUAUAAGUGAAAUUAAUUCAAGUAGCCAUUCAAGAAAGACAAAAAUGUUACAGAUAAGCAAUUCAUUAUAAAACUCCUUUUAAAAGCAAGUAUAUCUAUUUCUUCCUCUAAACAUGUACUCUAUUCCUUGUUAUUAAGUUUUCCUCAGAAGAAUGUAGGGUAUGUGGGAACUUUGUUAGGAAAUAUUGAGUUGAACAAAUUAUGUGUGGGAAUAAAUUUAAAAGAAUAAUACAAAGCAUAUGAGAAGCAUGGGGUUUAGUUGAGGUAUCUUUUUGAGAGUUCAUUACUAAAGUUUUCAGUGUAAGUCUAAAGAACAAAGUAUUAGAAAUGCAUUACCAGUUCUGGGGCCAAAGCCUCUUAUAGCAACAUGGAGGGACCAUAGUUGUGGUAUCCCCCACAUUGGAUGGUGACAGAAUGGAGAAUAUUCUAAAAGCAAAAAAUGUAAUGUUGGUUGUUUCCUUACUUAUCAAAACCACCAAGACCCUAUUCUUGGGUAAGUCUUUAAUAAGUAAAUUUAACAAGUGUCAUUUUAAAAAUGGGACCAAGAGCUUCUCCCUUGCCAAUGAGUGAGAGCAUUCUUUCUUAAACAGCAGGGAUGGACCCUGCAGGAUAAAGGAAUCCAAAUGUGGAUUCUAACUUGGUUUCAGCAAGAAAGUUCUUGCCCCUACUCCUAAGAAUUUGCCCCAGGUUAAAAAAGGAAGAGCAAUAGCAUGGUCUCCAACCUAUUUUUAUAGUUCAUUGGUCUUUCUACAUAGGAAAAUAUCAUUUGUGCCCAGAUGGAAAGGAAGACUAUCUGCCACUGCUAUAUAGAUUUUGGCUUGACUAUAAAAUAUUUGUUUCAAGUCUUUGGAUCCAAUAACUGGAUUGCAUAAAAUUGAUAAUAAAUAAUCAU
Lutra lutra (Eurasian river otter) is the source of this 5127-nucleotide messenger RNA. RefSeq names its product hornerin-like. Gene Ontology annotation, biological process: establishment of skin barrier. Gene Ontology annotation, molecular function: calcium ion binding; transition metal ion binding. Lineage: Eukaryota; Metazoa; Chordata; Mammalia; Carnivora; Mustelidae. Gene Ontology annotation, cellular component: keratohyalin granule; cornified envelope. The transcript is spliced from 5 exons. The record is from RefSeq and is a predicted model, not a curated record. Bases 71 to 4222 code for a protein of 1383 amino acids.